This is a messenger RNA of Gastrolobium bilobum, 4307 nucleotides long. Its product is annotated as probable manganese-transporting ATPase PDR2. The coding region runs from base 154 to 3729 and encodes 1191 amino acids. Gene Ontology annotation, cellular component: endoplasmic reticulum membrane. Gene Ontology annotation, biological process: intracellular calcium ion homeostasis. The transcript has 22 exons. NCBI's taxonomy places the organism in Eukaryota, Viridiplantae, Streptophyta, Magnoliopsida, Fabales, Fabaceae. Gene Ontology annotation, molecular function: ATP hydrolysis activity; ATP binding; P-type ion transporter activity. The record is from RefSeq and is a predicted model, not a curated record.
GUAAUUAGGAGGGUAAAGAGUAGAGAGUGUGCAAAAUUGCAGCAAUCAACAAGUUGGGAAUCGUCGCAGACGAAAGACACCGAAUCGUUGCGAGUGGCGAGGUGUUCAACUCAGCCGCUCUCAUCAACAUCUAAAGCCGAAGCCAAAGCCGAAAUGUCAAGUUUUCACGUUGGUGGGAAGGUGGUGGACAGAGUUGAUUUGCUGAGGAAGAAGCAAUUGCCGUGGCGCGUGGACGUUUGGCCUUUCGCUAUUAUAUACGGCGCGUGGGUAUCGGUGAUUCUUCCCAGCUUGGACUUCGUUGAUGCUGCAAUUGUUUUGGGUGCGCUCGUUGCUCUUCACAUCCUCGUUUGGCUCUUCACGGGUUGGUCCAUUGAUUUCAAGUGUUUUGCACAUUAUAGCAAGGCUAAGAAUAUUCAGCAAGCCGAUUCUUGCAAGAUAACUCCGGCUAAGUUUUCAGGUUCUAAAGAAGUCGUGCCGCUUCGUUUUCGGAAAAUAUCUGCAAGUUCUUCAUCAGCGGCGGAUUUGGAAGAGAUUUACUUUGAUUUUAGAAAACAAUGUUUUGUCUAUUCAAAGGAGAAGGGGACUUUUUGCAAACUUUCAUACCCUACAAAGGAAACAUUUGGAUAUUAUCUCAAGAGUAGUGGACAUGGCUCUGAAGCCAAAGUUUUUGCUGCUACUGAGAAAUGGGGGCGGAAUGUAUUUGAUUAUCCUCAGCCAACAUUUCAGAAAUUGAUGAAAGAGCACUGUAUGGAGCCAUUUUUUGUAUUUCAGGUUUUCUGUGUGGGUCUCUGGUGUUUGGAUGAAUACUGGUAUUAUAGCUUGUUCACUCUAUUUAUGCUGUUCAUGUUUGAGUCAACCAUGGCAAAAAGUCGGUUGAAGACUCUAACUGAGUUAAGACGUGUUAGAGUGGAUAGCCAGAUCCUAAUGGUACAUCGCUGUGGCAAGUGGGUAAAACUCUCUGGUACAGACCUUUUGCCUGGGGAUGUUGUCUCUAUUGGUCGCUCUUCUGGUCAGAAUGGAGAGGAGAAGUCUGUACCUGCAGACAUGCUUAUAUUGGCUGGAAGUGUGAUUGUGAAUGAAGCUAUUCUCACAGGCGAGUCUACUCCUCAAUGGAAGGUUUCAAUUGCGGGUAGGGGGGUUGAGGAGAAGUUGUCUGCCAGGCGAGACAAAAGCCAUGUUUUAUUUGGUGGAACUAAAAUAUUGCAGCACACUCCAGACAAGACCUUUCCUCUGAAAACACCUGAUGGUGGCUGCUUGGCUGUUGUCCUGAGAACGGGGUUUGAGACAAGUCAAGGGAAGUUGAUGCGGACAAUCUUAUUCUCUACAGAAAGGGUGACUGCUAAUAGCUGGGAAAGUGGAUUGUUCAUUUUAUUCUUGGUUGUAUUUGCUCUGAUUGCUGCUGGUUAUGUGCUCAUUAAGGGGCUAGAAGAUCCCUUGAGGAGCAAGUAUAAACUUAUACUAAGUUGUUCACUUAUUGUUACCUCUGUGAUACCUCCCGAGUUACCAAUGGAAUUAUCGAUAGCUGUUAAUACUUCUCUGAUUGCACUGGCACGACGUGGAAUUUUUUGCACAGAACCUUUUCGAAUACCAUUUGCUGGGAAGGUUGAUAUAUGUUGUUUUGACAAGACUGGGACACUUACAUCUGAUGACAUGGAGUUUUCUGGAGUUGUUGGGUUGACAGGAACUACAGAUUUAGAAUCUGAUAUGAGCAAAGUGCCUGUGCGAACAGUAGAAAUCCUGGCUUCUUGCCAUGCAUUGGUAUUUGUUGAGAAUAAGCUGGUUGGUGAUCCUCUUGAGAAGGCUGCACUUAAGGGAAUAGAUUGGAGUUAUAAAUCUGAUGAGAAGGCUGUUCCAAAAAAGGGAAAUGGCAAUCCCGUCCAAAUUGUUCAGCGGUACCAUUUUGCAUCUCACUUAAAACGAAUGGCAGUUGUUGUGCGCAUUCAGGAGGAAUUUUUUGCCUUUGUGAAGGGUGCCCCAGAAAUUAUUCAAGAGAGGCUCAUUGAUAUACCCCCAUCAUAUGUUGAAAACUACAAAAAAUAUACACGUCAGGGGUCUCGUGUUCUUGCUCUGGCUUACAAGUCUCUUUCUGACAUGACAGUCAGUGAAGCUAGAAGCUUGGAUAGGGAUAUGGUGGAGAAUGGGCUUACUUUUGCUGGUUUUGUGGUAUUUAAUUGUCCCAUAAGAACAGAUUCAGCCACUGUCUUAUCUGAAUUGAAAGGAUCUUCACAUGACUUGGUGAUGAUUACUGGUGACCAAGCUUUGACAGCUUGUCAUGUUGCUAGCCAAGUUCAUAUUAUAUCAAAACCUGCAUUAAUCCUUGGCCCAGCAAGUAACGGUGAAGGAUAUAAUUGGAUGUCCCCUGAUGAGACUGAAAAUAUUCGCUACAGUGAUAAAGAGGUUGAAUCUUUAUCAGAGACUCAUGAUCUUUGUGUUGGAGGUGAUUGCAUUGAGAUGUUGCAACAGACAUCAGCUCAUCUUCUGGUCAUUCCUCGUGUGAAGGUUUUUGCUCGAGUUGCCCCUGAGCAAAAAGAAUUUAUCAUGACCACUUUCAAAACAGUGGGACGGUUGACUUUGAUGUGUGGGGAUGGAACCAAUGAUGUUGGAGCUUUGAAGCAGGCCCAUGUAGGAGUUGCUCUUCUUAAUGCAUUGCCUCCAACUCAAAGUGGAAACUCCUCUUCAGAUUCGCCUGGGGAAGGUUCAAAAUCUGUCAAGCCAAAGAAAUCUAAGCCUGCCCUGGAAGCAUCUGGAAAGACUGUUAGCCCAAUUGGAGAAGGCUCUUCAAAAGCGAAAGUUGCUUCAAAAUCAGAUUCCACCAGCCACUCACCUGCUAACCGUCAUCAGGCAGCUGUCGAUAUGCAACGACAGAAGCUUAAGAAGAUGAUGGAUGAGCUUAAUGAGGAAGGAGAUGGCCGUGCACCCGUUGUCAAGCUUGGUGAUGCCUCAAUGGCAUCCCCAUUCACUGCAAAGCAUGCGUCUGUUGCUCCCACCACUGACAUAAUUCGUCAAGGCCGGAGUACCCUAGUGACAACCCUCCAGAUGUUUAAAAUUCUGGGCCUCAACUGCCUUGCUACUGCAUAUGUGUUGAGUGUUAUGUAUCUGGAUGGUGUCAAGCUAGGUGAUGUACAAGCCACAAUAAGUGGUGUCUUCACUGCUGCAUUUUUCCUCUUUAUCUCACAUGCACGCCCUCUUCCCGGUCUUUCAUCUGAACGUCCCCACCCCAACAUCUUCUGUGCUUACGUCUUCCUUUCCCUCUUGGGACAAUUUUCUGUUCACCUGUUUUUUCUGAUUUCAUCUGUGAGAGAAGCUGAGAAAUACAUGCCAGAUGAAUGCAUUGAACCAGAUGCAGAUUUUCAUCCCAACCUGGUGAAUACUGUUUCCUACAUGGUGAGCAUGAUGCUUCAGGUGGCCACAUUCGCCGUGAACUAUAUGGGCCAUCCCUUCAACCAGAGUAUUCCUGAAAACAAGCCAUUCCUGUACGCUCUUGUUGCUGCUGUUGGUUUCUUUACUGUGAUUACAUCUGAUCUCUUCAGGGGCUUAAAUGAUUGGUUGAAGUUGGUGCCACUGCCAACGGGAUUAAGGGAUAAAUUAUUGAUUUGGGCAUUUCUGAUGUUUUUGGUAUGCUAUUCAUGGGAGAGACUAUUGAGGUGGGCCUUCCCGGGCAAGAUCCCAGCUUGGAAGAAGCGACAACGGCAUGCUGUAUCUAACUUAGAAAAGAAGAAACAGGUCUAAGUAGUUGAAGACGAGAUGUGAUGAAGAAAAGUACUGUCGAUGGGCAAUGCAGUGAUGACUAUGCCAGAGAUGGACAUGUGACUUUCAAUUUGUGAACCAAUUAACUGAGACAUAUGGCAUGAAGAAUUUUGUUAUAGGCUAUUGUCUUUCUAGUUCUUUUCCCAUUGUUGGAUGGGGAAUUUAUCCGAUGUCAAAUUAUUAUUGGGGGAAGGUAUGAAUUUUAGCACACGUGCCCUCCCAAUUAUCUGAGAUGUUUUUCUUAGAACAGGAGUUUUUAAUUAUUUAGAUGUUUACGAUUCAUUCUACUCAACAUCUUAGCUUAUAAACUAAGUAAAAUGAAAAAUUUCUUUAGCUACUUGGGUUAUCUGAGUACGCAUUUGUUACAUUAUUCUACAUGUAAGCAGCAGGACCUACCCAACAUCUGAACUCUUAAACUGCAAGUUAGAUACUUUCUAUACCUGCUUGUUGGGUGAUCAGAGCAAAAGUUUACUACACUAGGAACGUUACAUGAAAGCAACCGAAUGCACUUCCUCUAAAAUCUGUAAGUGUAAUGUGAUUAGAACUUCAUAAACAUUGAA